AUGUUACGCCAGAUCAUUGGUCAGACCAAGGAGCAUCCAAGCUUGAGCCCCUUCUUCUUAUUUAUUGGGGCAGGAGGUACUGGAGCAGCAAUGUAUGUCUUGCACUUGGCAUUGUUCAAUCCAGAUAUCAGUUGGGAUAGGAAGAAUGAUCCAGAAUUCUGGAACAAACUGGGUCCUAAUGAUCAAUACAAAUUCUAUUUGGUGAAUGUAGAUUACAGCAAACUUAAGAAAGGAGGUCCAGACUUCUAA
Messenger RNA from Nyctereutes procyonoides (raccoon dog), 249 nucleotides. Its product is annotated as cytochrome c oxidase subunit NDUFA4-like. Lineage: Eukaryota; Metazoa; Chordata; Mammalia; Carnivora; Canidae. Bases 1 to 249 code for a protein of 82 amino acids. The transcript has a single exon. The record is from RefSeq and is a predicted model, not a curated record.